AAAGAAAUAGAAUUUAGAGGGAGUCAAAAUGGUAGUAGGAGAUCACGAUUAAUUGACAGGGGGUUGUAAUCUCAAUAAUAGCAUCAGCUAAGAGACGAAGUGAUGGACAAUAGUCAGCUACUCGGCUCAGCUACCUCCACUUCUUAGUUCUUCCUUCUUUUUUCUCUCUCUCCUAGUCUGCAUUUCUUGUUCUGUUUUGAAUCUUCUCUCCAUUCCUCGCCCUCUACAUCCUUUUCAAUAAACGAAUAAUUCCACUUCUUCUUCACUUCCUUUCUCUUUUUUGUUUUUGUCAAGAAACAGCAUUAACAACCCCUAGUCGGUCUCAUCUUCCCAACUUUCUCUCUAACCUCCUCUCUCUCUCUCUCUGGUUUUUUUUUUAUCUGCGCACAGAAUCUCUGUAAAGGCAACCCACUAAUGAAGGCUGUCUUAAAAUUGGAUUUACAUGAUGACAAAGCCAAGAAAAAGGCUCUCAAGACUGUCUCUACUCUAUCUGGAAUCGAUUUGAUCUCCAUGGACAUGAAGGAGAAGAAAUUGACAGUAAUUGGGUCAGUUGAUCCAGUGAGUGUAGUUAGCAAGUUGCGCAAGUAUUGGCAAACAGAAAUAGUCUCAGUAGGACCAGCAAAAGAGCCUGAGAAGAAAGAGGAGGCAAAGAAGGAAGAGGAAGCAAAGAAAGAGGAACCCAAGAAGGAGGAAGCCAAGAAAGAAGAAACAAAAAAGGAAGAACCGAAAAAGGAGGAAGAGAAGAAGAAAGAGCAGCCAGCGGUACCAGAUCCUGUUUUGGAACUUGUUAGGGCGUACAGGGCAUACAAUCCCCACAUGACCACUUAUUACCAUGUCCAGAGUGUGGAGGAGAAUCCAAUUGCUUGUGUUAUUUGUUAAACAGGCAAGCAGGCUGUGAUUCACUUGUGUUCUGAAUAAGCUCUUAUGAUCAAUGCCUGCAAGUGCGCGUAGGAGGCAACAUCCAAGUGGAAGGGGAGCCUGGGAGGUUUUCUUUUUGUUUGGUGAUGCCUUAUUGAUCUGUUUACAUAUAUGUGUUGUUGUGUAUGGGUAGUUAAACAAUACCGGUGCACAAAGCUCCUGCUUUGGGUGGGGUAAGGGGAAAGACAAUUUGUACGUACACUUUAUCCUACAUAAUAUGUGGAGUUAUUUGAUCUCGCUUAAUGAA
This is a messenger RNA of Tripterygium wilfordii, 1165 nucleotides long. RefSeq names its product heavy metal-associated isoprenylated plant protein 39-like. Gene Ontology annotation, molecular function: metal ion binding. The coding region runs from base 415 to 879 and encodes 154 amino acids. The record is from RefSeq and is a predicted model, not a curated record. The transcript is spliced from 3 exons. NCBI's taxonomy places the organism in Eukaryota, Viridiplantae, Streptophyta, Magnoliopsida, Celastrales, Celastraceae.